AUCGGCAAAAAUUUAACAUCGCAACUGGAUUCGCUUGCCCAACACCUGGCCGCCUUCUCGGACCGGCGCGCCGUGCAUCUUAGCUUCCUUUCCAACACUUCAUCUCAAGGCCUGCCUCAGUACUGCUCAAAGCAUCUGCGCUUGUUCAAGACUAGUCAGCGAAAUUAGCAUCAGCAAGUCUCACAAGACGCUAACGACGGCAGCAGCGUGGCGCGGCGGGGCACACGCAUGCAUAAAGUCGCCCUUAUCGAGCUCGCUACCACCAGCCAACCCGAGCUCGCUACCACCAAUCCAAUCACACGACAGCCAGGCCUUGUGCUCGUCAACACCAUUUUUUUCGCGCUGCCUCAUGAACCCGCAUCACUUUUAGACCUCGGCAGUAGUGGUUCCGAGGCCGAUAGACAUGCCAACCGCUACCUCGACGCCAGGAGACACCGCUGCCAUGCUACCCCCUCUGACGCCAGUCCCAAAGUUUGACUCGCCGGUCAAUCCUCUGGAACAUCAAGGCAACAGCGGCAGCUCAUCAGCUUCGACAUUCCGACACGCCAUUGCAGACCGAUCGGCGACUGCAGGACAGGCCAACGUCAUCGCAUCCACAAGCAUAUCCUCUGUGAUGGGCGCCCGCGCCGGCCCAGCGAAUGGUCACGGCGACGAUGAAGAGAGUGAAGACGAGGACGUCAUGUUCGUCUCGAUGGAAUGGCAUGCCCCUGCGAAACUCAACGACGAGUUGCCGCCACAGGCCGUGGUCAAGAAGGAGUCAUCGUCGGCGCCGCAGCAGCAGCCACAUUCGCCUCUGCAGGAACCCCAUGACCAUGGCAGCAAUGAUGCAAUGUACAUUGACAUGACGAGGACAUCGCAAGAAGACGACGACGCCUCGCUGCCCACGGCAAGAGAGAUGAACAGUGCGGCCGCUGCCUCAAGCUCAGCCUCGGCGCUCACAUCCGCCCCUCCAGCAACUUACAUUACCAGCAUCGUCACAGGCCGGCCACACCCGAUCAACCUCAACACCUGGCGAUGGGCAGCCGCAGCCAACAUUCCUCUCCCCAAGCGCGACAUCGGAGGAUGGAAGGUCCUCACCCCCUGGCCGCGAGCGAGGCCCUCGCGCGGCGAUGCCGACAUCCCUGAGAGCGGCGCCAUGUCUUACUCUACACUCUCGACCGCCGCGUUGGAGCAACGACGAAACCAAAUUCUAGAUGUCGACGGCUUCCUCCGUCGGGCGGCAAAGCUGCGCUCAACCGGCACGAGUCCAUGGAGCGAUGCAGCGAAGGCUGAAUGCGAGAAGUCGAAGCAACGUGGCAAGAGACGAGGACGCUCCACUUCUCGCUCUCCUCCUCCCAAUCGAUGCCACUAUCCGCUACCCAAGAUCUAUGCGGAUCUGUUAGGGGAAAUCCGCGACGAGGAGCGGGCAUCGAGUCGUUGGGCAAGCAGAAUGAUCAGCGAAGCGUGUGAUGUCGCUUGGGACUCCGAUGACGACGCAGACCACGACGAUCCUUGGCAGAUGCACCACGCCCCGAGCGAGGCAGGCAGCUCGAGAUUUGCUGGACCCUCGGACAGGGGAAUCAGGCUGGGAAGCACCGUCAGCUCCUUGGGUGCGAUGACCAGUGCUGGUGGGGCGGUGGGUAGCGAUUCAAGGGAGAGGAGACCGAGGAGGACCCAAGGUGUCGCGCCUACUACGACGACGAUCGCUGCAGCUGUCACUCGCAGUGCGGUAUCUCAGCGUACACAACGCAGGUACUCGGCCAUGUCGCAGAGGGAUGUUGAAGACCUAUGGUCUGAGUCCGGCCCCUCCAUGGAGAUACAGACGAGAAGGAAGACGAGGAGGCGUGGCGCAGGGCCCGCGAUCACGGCGGCGACGACGACCGGAGACCUGCAGACACAAAGUGAGCGGCCUCGUGACUCGCUUUCGCGGUCGAUCUCCCCGCAGCAAGUCCGACAGCCAAGAAACAGUGGAGCGGGCGGCAGCCGUCCGUCCCCGACGUCGCGCGGCUUGUCCUCUAGCAUGCCUUCGCCUGAUAAUGCUGCAGAAUUACGCAGGAACGCUGAGGGCAUGACCUCUGCUGCCAUGAGCAGCUUUCCCUCAACUUCGACGUACGCGUCGACGCGCUCACCCGCUGCGGCUUCCUCCGCUUUGCCUUCAGGGAGUAGCAGAGCAGCUCCGAGGCAUAUGACGAUCGUAGCGCCACGUGAAACCACCACAGCCUCUUCCUUCGGAAUCACCGAGGCGCGCCAUCGUCCCGAGCUGCAGCGACGUCGCUCGUCCGGAGAGACAAUGGACGCUGCCCCCAUCCAGUGGGACAUGAGCGCCUACAACAGCUUCCCUACGGGGAGAGCCGAUAGCUCCUUUGCUGAAUCCUCUCGUCGCCGAAGGCGAAGGCCCUCAGCAAGCGAUACAGAAGAUGAGGAAGAGGGCUACGGGGGAAACAACGAGAGUUUUAGAAACGCUCAUCGACGAGAAGGAAAGCAGAGGGCCUCUGGCUCAAAGAGGACGACCCAGGGCAGCAGAAGCGUGGCGUCAGCUCGAGGCGUCACGCCGGCCUCAGAGGGGGGCUCUCCACCCUAUCUGCCCACGUCACGCCUGCCAGCCACUUCAUCGUGGAGACCUCUCUCAUCAGCCAGCAAUUUCCGUACUCACGCGCAAGCUUCAUCCUUCGACCCUGAUCCACGCUCCCGUUCCUCCUCCAUUGAGAUGACAGACGGCCAGGCCUUCCAAGCCGCGCUGGCCGCUGCAGCCUCUCAUUCGCCCUCCAAAGGCGGCACCAGCAGCUCUUCUCCCCGCAGACCUGGAGCGAGUAUGGGUGGUGGGAGAAGGCGGAGGAAGAGAAUGAGUAGUGCGGGGAGUAUCAGUGGGGCUGCCGGAGCGGGAACCGGAUCAGGAGGAGUUGCGCUGGCGUCGGCGACGGGUGCGGGGCCAAUGUCUACUUUCUCCACGGGGCCAUCCUCGUCAUCGUCCUUGUCGUCAUCGCAGAGACGAGAACUCCAGUUUGAUCGUCGGACCGGGACUCUGCUUGCUGCACCGCAGGGCAAUCCUGGCGCUCGAAACGGAGGGAGGGCCGAGAGUACGACCAAUGGCAGCAAUCCUUCUCGAGAGAUCGCAGCCGCAUCGCCAGAAGACCUCCACGUCGAUAUCUCCGACAGCCACGACGCUCAAGACAGUGACGAAGAUGACGAGCGCCCACCGCAACACGAAGAGACUCCCUACAGGGCAAGAUUGAUCUCGAGCUUUUCCUCGCAGGCGCGCCGGGCUGAACGAGACCAUCUCACCUCGCCACCCGCCUCGCGCUGGGUCCCACUGCAUAGCCAGAACAUCCAAUCUCGUCAGCAGCAUCGUGCUCAACAGGCCAGCACGAGUUCGGAUGGUGGGAGAAUGGGAGGACUUGCAGCCGCAGCUGCCGAGGCGCAGGAGCUCAGGGCUGGGAGCUGGCCAAGUGGGAGCCAGGUCAGGGGAAAGGGUGACAGGGAAAGGCCCUUUGAGCUGUCUGACUCGGAGUGAGGAUCAGUAGUGCGGCGAAAGCGGCGAAUCGGAAUAUUCCCAUCAUCGCAUGCCAUUCUAACAAUCAUUGACAAUCAUCGAACUCCUGUGUCACUUCGUAGACCGUUGUGAGCCAAUGAC
Jaminaea rosea is the source of this 3610-nucleotide messenger RNA. RefSeq lists its product as hypothetical. The record is from RefSeq and is a predicted model, not a curated record. The transcript has a single exon. NCBI's taxonomy places the organism in Eukaryota, Fungi, Basidiomycota, Exobasidiomycetes, Microstromatales. Bases 404 to 3490 code for a protein of 1028 amino acids.